Messenger RNA from Peniophora sp. CBMAI 1063, 576 nucleotides. The record is from the annotation of a GenBank genome assembly. Lineage: Eukaryota; Fungi; Basidiomycota; Agaricomycetes; Russulales; Peniophoraceae.
AUGACGCGCCCUCCUCUCACUGAUGCUAUCGUAGAUGACCACCAGGAGAUGUAUGAUUACUACGACAAGUACAAGGAGGCCACCGACGCGGACACCAAGGAACGUUGGUCGAACCAACUUCGAUGGGAAGUAGCCCGGCAUGCAGUUGGCGAGGAGAUCGUCGUGUAUCCGCUCAUGGAGCAAUACCUCGGAUCAAAGGGCAAGGAGCUCGCCGACGAGGAUCGCACGCAGCACCAGGAAGUCAAGGAGUUACUGUACAAGCUUGAGAGCCUAAUCGUAGGCACGGACGAGCACAAUGAUACCCUUCAGCGCGUCAUGGCACAUCUGCGCCCGCAUAAUGAUUCGGAGGAGGAGAACGACUUGCCGCCGCUCGAGGCGGCUUUGCCAGAGGGCGCAAGCGCGGAAGCCGCGGCUCGAUUCAAGCGCACCAAGAAGUUUGUGCCAACACGAGCACACCCUUCCGCGCCGAACCAGCCGCCCUUGGAGACUAUGGCAGGCUUCCUCGCCGCGCCAAUCGACAAGCUUCUUGAUGCGUUCGCCAAGUUCCCGACUGAAGAGAUGAAGAAGUCCCUUUGA